UGCGUAACAGUCUGUUUUCAGUGGGCGCUAAGCUAUCAUAUAUAUAUAUAUCCUGUAAUUGAAUUUUACUUACAAUUUAAACUGUUACUGGUUAUAACAAUUCGACACACCAUUUCAAAGAAUGGAGAAGAAAAUUUCCGUUAUCGUUUUUAUCUUGCUGAUAGCCGCCCCAGGUUGUUAUGCUUGGAGCUGGGGAGGAGUAUUAACAGGGGCAGUUUGUAUGGUGGCAGCACCUAUUGCCAUACCAGCAGCACUUGGAGCAGUCGGUUUUAGUCUUACAGGAAUAGUGGGAAGCUCCUUAGCGGCCAGUGCCAUGUCAGCGUCCUCACCUGUUGUUACAGGCAGCUUAGUUGCCAUGUCUCAGUCAGUUGGAGCGACAGGCACUAUUGGAUUGGCAACAAAGGCUGUGGCUGCUGGUGUAGGUUACGGCACCUAUUGUGCAACUCAUGAUUGCGAUUAAUUUUGUUUAUUUUUUGUUGUUCUAUGUUUAUUUUUGUGAUUAUUCUAUUAUGUAUAAUCUAACAACUUAUUCAGUUGGAUGUUAAUAGUUUAUACCGAUUCAGUCUGUAUAAAUAAAAAAAAAACUAAAUCCGACUAAUAAAUGAAAACAAAAUAUGAA
Molecule: messenger RNA, 619 nt
Organism: Mytilus trossulus (common blue mussel)
Lineage: Eukaryota; Metazoa; Mollusca; Bivalvia; Mytilida; Mytilidae
Product: interferon alpha-inducible protein 27, mitochondrial-like
Exons: 3
Coding region: 122-460 (112 amino acids)
Cellular component (GO): membrane
Source: RefSeq, a predicted model, not a curated record